AUGGUCUCCUCGGGAUGGGACCUACUCCAAAUGACAGGACAAGAGCGCCAGGGUGAAGCCAAAGAAGCUGAAUUGAUAUCGAACAAGGACUUUUGGCAGCCAAUGAUCAGCAAGGGUGCUCGUUUAGCACGAUUUUUGAACACGAAGGAAUCUGCACACUCAGUAAUCUCAAAACUUAUCCCAGAUCCUCCCAUUGUUCUACAGAUUCAACACGAACUUGUGGAAGAUGGGAAAGACCUCGCAGACACGGCUGCGGGUGUGACAGUCAACGAGGAACUUGCUAAGCUUCAAGCCAAAUAUGAACACCAGCUAAAGGAGAUCCGCGAAGACAUGACUACUGCACUGAAGGAUAAAGACGAGGAGAUGAGAGGAAUUCUCGACGAAGAACGAGCCAAGUUAGAAAGACUGCGUGAUGAAGCACGGCGAGCCCAGGACAGUCUACGGUAUGCACAACGCAAUGCUCAGCGCCGGCAUGAAAGUGAACUGCAAGACUUGCGACUGGCACUCGAAGAGAGUAGGAAGGAGUCCAUGUCACAACGCGAAAAAGACCAGCGAGCGCUGAUGGAGUUGCAGGCCUCCAAAAUCGCCGAUAAACUGGAAUUCAACGACCUCGUUGCUCAGCUCAGAAAGCAAAUGCAGACUUUACGACGGGAGGAACAAACAGCGAUAGAGACGGAGAUUGUACAAGCUGAGCAAGAGCUGGCAGCCGAGGAAGCCGCAUUGAAACCACAGAAGCCCAAUUUAGAUCAGAAAGCCAAACUUGCUAAAAAGGAAAAGAGGAAGAAGAGAGCCUUCAAACUAGCCAUGAAUGUUGCAGGUGUCGUGGGUUCCGUUACGAUGAGCGCGUUGGGUCUUGGUUUCCUUUCGGGACCCUUGCAAGGAUUGAUUGAUUUCAACGGAUCCAAAGAUGAGCAGGCUCCAGCUGGUGAUGAGCCUCCGGCGUACGAAGGGUAA
Lithohypha guttulata is the source of this 954-nucleotide messenger RNA. RefSeq lists its product as uncharacterized. Lineage: Eukaryota; Fungi; Ascomycota; Eurotiomycetes; Chaetothyriales; Trichomeriaceae. The coding region runs from base 1 to 954 and encodes 317 amino acids. The transcript is spliced from 2 exons. The record is from RefSeq and is a predicted model, not a curated record.